Messenger RNA from Sinocyclocheilus anshuiensis, 5560 nucleotides. Its product is annotated as neuron navigator 1-like. Gene Ontology annotation, cellular component: axon initial segment; microtubule cytoskeleton. Gene Ontology annotation, biological process: microtubule bundle formation; neurogenesis; neuron migration. NCBI's taxonomy places the organism in Eukaryota, Metazoa, Chordata, Actinopteri, Cypriniformes, Cyprinidae. The coding region runs from base 98 to 5560 and encodes 1820 amino acids. The record is from RefSeq and is a predicted model, not a curated record. The transcript has 27 exons.
UAUGUAGCUUUCAAAAAACAGUGGGCAAAAAAUACCUAGCUGGAUAACCUACUGCUUGCGUCCAGGAUUCUGAAAGGGCUUCUGACUUGGUACAACCAUGAGUGGGGGAGUGAAUGUGAAGAGUCUUCCACGAGCUCAGCCGGGCUCCGGCAUCCCUCUGCACAGGACUAGACUCCCCUCCCCAAAACCUGAGCCCAAGAGCACCAGCAGUGGCCUUCCGAGACCAUCCACACAUGACCCCGUUAGCAACAGAACCUCCUGUAGCGGCAGCCCUACAGCUGUCUCCUCCAGAGACGUGCUUAGGGACACCACCCUCAGAAACCAGCAUCUGCUACUAAGAGGCAGUCCACCUAGUCAACGUGCUUCCACUAGUCCUCAAACACAGACCCAAGACUCUAGAUCAGCCCACAGCAGUCCACAAGUUCGACGGAAAGAGUCCCCAUUUUCGAGGGGUACUAUGGAUGGGUCCAAGACCGAGAGUUUGCUUGACCUUCGGUACAAUGGCAACAAGAACUUCCAGAGUGGAAUCUUUCAUUCUCAAAUGGGACGAAUGGACAACGAUAACAGUUUGAUCUCAGAAGAACUCAAAUGCCACGAGGAGAGCGUUGCUUCUGGAAGCAGUCAAAACAAGACGGGAAUCCCUUCAUUCAGAUUUAGUAACAGAAACUUGAGGCCUGGUCCAGCGGCCACUAAUGUAGAUAUGGGUCUCCUCAGAGUCUGUCGAGAGAGAGUGUCCCUGCAGAUCAGUGCCUCCAGUAGUUUUUCAGAUGAGGAGAUGUGCACUCCAGAUGACCUCAGUCCCGAGGUCCCACAGAAGCCACCCCCCGAGACUACUGCAGUCCUGAAACAGGAAACUUCUAGUGUUGAGAUGCUCAAAGCCAAACAGUUACCAAAGGUCAACAUGGCUGCUGUGGCACCUUUCAGAUACAGACUGCAGAUUCAGGAAGACAUAUCUUUGGAUGACUUCAGCGACUGUUCCUCUGACUCAAUAGAAGUCUGGUGUGAUGACCUCAAUACUGGAGGAAUGCUUGGGGGUAGCCCAAGAGGACAAGGAGUAGAUCUCGAGACUGAAGCUGACAAAACGUCCAAAGCCAAGACCCACCAGGGCCAGGCGGGAGCCAGCGGAGUUGAGGGCAUGGCUGCGAAAAGGGGCAAGUCAGGGCUCCCACAGGCUACUCCUCGGGCUGAGCUAAAGGUCUACCGAGCGGGAAACUCGGAGGGUCGUCUUCCAGUGCCUAGUAACCUGCGCAAGCAAAAGUCCUUGACCAAUUUAUGUGUGCUUACGGACGCCGAGAAGAAGAUGCACCUGUACCAGCCCAAGUGGUCGGAUGACAUUGAAAAGCCAGGGGCAGGUCAGAACAAGUCCGGCAAGCUCAAAGAUGCCGGAGUGGGUACAGGCAAGAGUAUCCCACUUUCCAAGAACCUUUCCAAGUCAGAGCAUUCACUGUUUCAGGGAAAGCCAAAACCCUUUAGCCCACCUUCCAAACUGGGCAAACCCAGUCGGAUACCAAAGGGUCCUUACGCUGAGGUCAAACCCAUCAGCAAGGCUCAAGAGCUGGCAGAUGACGGCAAGUCAGAUGAUGAGAUCUUGUCCAGCAAGGCUAAAGCUAAUGGCAAGAAAACUUUAAGUGUUACCUCAGGGGCAGCCACCCCAGGAGGGGGCGGAGGGGGCAAAGAUGCACCAGAACCAGAGGAAGGGGACAAGACCUUCCUAAAGGUGGACCCUGAACUGGUUGUAACAGUACUUGGGGACCUGGAGCAGCUUCUCUUCAGUCAGAUGUUGGGGACUUCAAACAGUCAAAACAUGUCAUCAAGGAACUGUUUUGAGACUUCAAACAGGCAAAACAUGUCAUCAAGGAACUGUUUUGAUCCUGAGUCCCAGAGGAAACGCACCGUUCAGAAUGUCCUCGACCUCCGGCAGAACCUGGAAGAUACCAUGUCCAGCUUACGGGGGUCGCAGCUCAGCCACAGCUGUAUUGAGAACAGCAUGUGCUACGACAGCGAUGAGACUAACGCCCGCAGCAUCUCUAGCCUGUCCAACCGUUCCUCUCCUCUCUCCUGGCGCCAAGGCCAGUCCAGCCCUCGGCUGCAGGCUGGUGACGCCCCCUCCUCCGGGGUCACCGCCCACUCGCUGCCCAUCCGAGCAACAACGCAGAUCAGCCACCUGCAGCGCAUCCAGCUCAUCGAGGGCCUGGACGCCGCGGACGAUGACCUGGCCGACCUCAAGUCUGGUAACUUCAGCGACGGCAACCUGACGGGCAAGAGCCAACCAGAAGAUGAAGACGACGAUGAUGAUGACGUCGAUGAUGAUGACCUAGCCAAUGGUUGGGAUGAAAGCAGCUCCAUCAGCAGCGGUUUGAGUGACGGUUCAGACAACCUCAGCUCAGAGGAGUUCAACGCAGGCUCCUCCCUUAACUCCCUGCCGACAACUCCCAUUGGCUCCCGACGCAACUCUGCCAUUGUGCUGCGCACUGAUGCUGAGAAGCGCUCGCUGGUUGAAAGUGGCCUUUCCUGGUACAGCGAGGAGGGGAAGGCACAAUGCCGGAAUGAGGGAGGAUACGACACAGGCAGCCUUAAGGCGGAGUCAUCCAGCAAAUGGAAAAAAAGCCGAUCUCAGGAUGACACGGGAGUCAAGGGUGAGCUGAGGAAACCGCAGACGCUUGGCCACCCGCCCAGCGGACUGAAGAAGAGCCGUAACCCUCCUGUAGGCGUGACCUCCCCCAUCACACACACCUCACAGAGCAUGCUCAAAGUGCCAGGAGUUCCAAAGAACGAUCAGCGAGUCGUGGAUAAAGCCAAAAUGCCAGUGAAAUCCUCAGGCUUACAGCGCUCCAGUUCAGAUGCAGGGAAAGAACGUGGCGAGCACAGAAAACCUCCCUCUGGUCUCGUCCGUCCCUCCGCCGGCACGGUUAAUUCCUUCGGUUACAAGAAAACCAUUCCAACUAACGGCACCGCCACUGUGCUAACAACUAGUGGAAACACCGUCUCCGAAAACUCUGCGAUUGUCAACAAAACUCCUAAAACCUCUGGUAUCCCAGUGAAACCCUCUGCCGGCGAGGUGGGUGGAGGACGCAAGACCAGUCUUGAUGUGUCGAACUGUGAUCAAGGUUUCAUGGCUCCGAACGCACGCAACAACAUCCAGUAUCGUAGUCUCCCGAGACCUGCUAAGUCCAGCACCUUGAGUUUGACGGGAGGACGGCCGGGCGCUCGUCCCGUCAGCAGCAACAUGGACGCUGGUCUACAGGGCCUAAAAACAGUGCCCGCCCCAUCCAGACUGAAGGAACCAGGCAGUGUGAAGAGCUUCCAUCGGGCCAGUACAGGAGGAUGCGCUCCGGUCAACCAGACGGACCGGGAGAAGGAGAAGGCCAAAGCCAAGGCGGUGGCGUCUGAUUCUGAGUGUGGCGGAGGCGGCCUGCUAAAGAACGGCACAUUGACACCAACACAGAGCACGCUGGAGCCUCCUUCCAGACUACUUGGGCUUCGGCAGCCAUCCAGCCUGGGCAAAUAUUCAGAGCUGCCCUCUCCCAACUCUCAGAGGCCCUCCAGUGCCAGAUCUCUGCCCAAACCUGCUCACCUGGACAAGGUCAACUCCAACAGCCUGGACUGUGGGAUAGUCAGCGUGGAGGACCAGCUUCCUCCCAAAGUGCCGCCCUUCUCCAAAUUACAAGAACUAUCAGGAAUUAGCAGCACAAGCUGUCUGACGCCCAGUCCAGCUCCCAUCCUCAACGUCAACUCCUCUGAGUGUUUCUCCAGCGCCACCAUGGGCCGAGGGGGCAGCGCUGGCGGCUCUCCCUCGCUCUACCCCCGCCUCUCUGGGCUGCACCGUAGCAUGGAGUCCUUGUCUCUGCAGAUGAGCGUGUCUCCAGCAGGGGGCGGCAUGACGGAGCCCAGGCCCAGACAUGAGGACAGAGGGACGGAUGGUGGCUGGUCGACAGGAAGCAGGGUCUUGCUCACACUCACAGCAGACAGCUCACAAAGGGACAGAAAUACUCUCCCAAAGAAAGGCUUAAGCCAGCACAUCGCCUCGCAGGCUGAGGAGGACAGCAAAGAGAGACGUCACUCGCACACUAUAGUGAGCCUGACUGAGGCCAACAGCCCGCCGCAGUUCCCUUCACCCAUACUGACAGGAAAAACACCACUGACGAGCAUCAUAGCACCCAGUCCCACCUCAGGAACACCAAGAAUGACCAGAUCCAACAGCAUCCCCGCUCACGAGGCCAGUUUUGAGCUGUAUCAGGCCUCUCCGCUGGGCAGCACCUUAUCGCUCGCCGAGCGGCCCAAGAGCAUGAUCCGAUCCGGCUCCUUCAGAGACGCCGGCGAUGACGUUCAUGGCUCAGUGCUCUCACUGGUGUCUAAUGCCUCCUCCAGCUACUCCUCAGCGGAGGAGAGAAUGCAGGGCGAGCAAAUCCGUAAGCUGAGGAGGGAGCUGGAGUCUUCACAGGAGAAGGUGGCCAAUCUGACCUCACAGCUGUCUGCUAAUGCUAACCUGGUGGCAGCAUUUGAGCAGAGUCUGGCCCUCAUGACCUCUCGACUCCAGACCCUCUCUGUCAGCUCUGAUCAGAAGGACAGUGAAUUACUGGACCUUAGAGAAACAAUCGAGAGCCUAAAGACCAAGAACAUGGAGGCGCAGGCCGUCAUCCAAGUCGCACUCAGUAACCCAGAUGUUGCCCCCAAAGAGUUGCGAAUCAGGAGGCAGAACUCAUCCGAGAGCAUUUCUAGUCUGAAUAGCAUUACCAGUCACUCCAGUGUGGGCAGCUUGAAAGACGACGCCAAGAAGAAGAAGAAAAAGAGCUGGUUACGAAGUUCUUUUGGCAAGGCGUUCAGCAUUAAGAAGGGCGCCAUUAAAGGUGGCUCCAUGUAUUCUGAUAUUGAAGAGAUCGCCACUCCAGACUCUUCUGCACCCAACUCACCAAAACUGGGUCAUGAAGAUGGAGAGAACCCGCCCACUUCCCUCCCAUCCAGCCAAUCAGCCACCUCCUCUGUGAUCCAUGAAAGCAACGAGGAAAACGAGAGCGAUGAGAAGAUGGUGUCUGAGCUGCGGUCUGAGCUGUGGGAGAAAGAGAUGAAACUGACGGACAUUCGGCUAGAAGCGCUGAGCUCAGCACAUCAGCUGGAGCAGCUACAAGAGACCAUGAACAACAUGCAGAGUAUGGUGGAGAGUCUGAAGGCAGAGAACGAUCAGCUGAAAACAGGAAGUGCUCCAUCAUCCCUUGUCCUUCCUUGCAGCCCACCUUCUACUUCCACCUCCCAGCCGUCUGGUCUGGCCAGCCUACUGAACUCCAACCAAACCAAACCACCCAUGAGCCUCACCAAGUCCUUCAGCCUCAGCCUCAAUGAGUGCUCCAACACUGACAUUGCUCCUAUGGAGUUACUGAGCCUGUCAUCUCAGAGGAAUGAGGUCUUUACGCGUGUGGUGGUCCGUAUAGCUGACCAGCAAGUGUCCAGAGAGGUGAGGCAGCAGGAUUUCUACAUCGGCUCUGUGAGGAUUCAUGGGAAAACUGAAUGGUCUAUGUUAGACACAGACAUCUCCACAGCUUUCAGGGACUAUCUCCUACGUUAA